AUGGAUGUCCAGACUGGCAGCCGGCAGAGGAGACCCAGUUACCACAGUGGAGUAUCAUGCGUUUUACGUCAAACGAUCAACAAGAAAGUGCUCGUAGUUCUUGUUCUGGCUAUCGCCUCCGUCUCCGCUGGCGUUAUGCCACAGGGUGCCCCAGUGCAUCCUCGUGACUUGCCCGCUGUCGCCCAGAUUGAGGGUCGCAUCACCAACGGAUUGACUGCCUCCGAGGGUCAGUUCCCCUACCAGGUGGCACUUAGCUUCAGCAGCUCCGGCGGUUGCUGGUUCUGUGGUGGUUUCAUCUUUGGCAACUCCUGGGUGCUGACUGCUGCCUUCUGUAACUCAGGGUAA
Drosophila nasuta is the source of this 345-nucleotide messenger RNA. Its product is annotated as serine protease 3-like. Gene Ontology annotation, biological process: proteolysis. Gene Ontology annotation, molecular function: serine-type endopeptidase activity. The coding region runs from base 1 to 345 and encodes 114 amino acids. NCBI's taxonomy places the organism in Eukaryota, Metazoa, Arthropoda, Insecta, Diptera, Drosophilidae. The transcript has 2 exons. The record is from RefSeq and is a predicted model, not a curated record.